GUUGCAUUCAUUCGAAAUCACAACUUUAGAUGGCGUCGAGGAUCCACGGAUCUUCCUUUUUUUAAAAGGGCAGUUUUGUGUGUGUGUAUGUGUGAUAUGACGGAUGUUUAAAUAACUUCCCUUUAUGUCAUCGCACGUGCACCUUGAGAUAAAAAGAAAUGGCGUAUGACUUGAAAAAUGAAGACGACGUGAAAGAGUAUCUGAAGAAUCUUCACAUCGAAUACCAAUUUGGCUGUCACAGCGAGAAAAAACCGGAGGUAUGCCACCUGUUGGGCGACUUUUACGAGGCAAUAAAUUUGGAUAUGAAAAAAGCCGCGUUGUUAUACCAGAAGACUUGUGACGAAUACAAUUACGCUAGAAGCUGUGCGAAAUUCGGUGAUUUCAAAGUGGUUGGUAAAGGUUGCGACAAAGACAUAUCAAUGGGAUACAAAUAUUUAUCAAAGAGCUGCGAACUCAAUGACGAGUAUGGAUGUCUGCAUGCUGGUGUCUUGGCAACAUCUAAAAAUGAUGUCGGAGAAAAGGACAGGGCUAGUCAAAUUCAUAAUGGUGCUAGAUUUCUGAGAAAGGCCUGUGAUAUGUACAACUCAAAUAAGGCCUGUUUCUAUCUGUCAGCAGGUUUAAAACGCAUUCUCUUUGGUUCGCUCAUCAGCGGCACGACCAUGCGACACUACUUGUUGGUUUCUCGCGCCCGGCUGGCGGCCAUCGUCUUUGUUGCGCUCGUUUGUCACGACAUUUUGUCCAAUGCGCAGUCGGCCAAUGACGAAUCGAACAAGACCAUCGUGAACGUGGAUGUUUAUUAUGAAUCGUUGUGCAGCGAUAGCAUGCGAUGGAUCGUAAAUCAACUCGUGCCGUCGUAUCCGGAAUUGAAGCAUCACCUCCACAUUACGUUGGUUCCUUACGGCAAGGCUACGCACACGCGCGAAAGCGAAACCGGUCCGUGGGAAUUCCUGUGUCAACACGGACCGGCCGAGUGCCGUGGGAAUAAGGCUCAGGCGUGCGCGAUUCAUUCCAUACGGACCUCCGAGACGGCCGAGAGCCGUCAUCAGCAAAUGAUGGUCGACCUGGUCGGUUGUGUAAUGUCCUCUGGAAACCCGCCGAACGCCGUCCCGCAGUGUGCUCAAGAUAUUGGCCUGAGUGAGGAUACGCGAAAGUUGAUCGACGACUGCAUCGCGAGUCCACAGGCGGACGACUUGCUCGCGGCGAACGGCGAUAAAACCGGUGCCCUCCAACCACCCUUGAGAUUCGUACCGACAAUAGUGAUUAAUGGGGUAUAUUCGAAGGAAAAUCAGGACGAGGCUAUAAGAGACUUCCCCAAAUUGAUCUGUCGGCAUUUGACAGCGGAGGAAAAGCCAAAUAUCUGCGGCAAAGAGAAUUAAAAAGGAGAGAAGAAGGGACAAGGCCGAGUUGCGCGUUGAAGGUGCGGGGAUAAUCACUCGGUCGAAAUAAAUGAUGAUGUAUUUUGUUCGCUUAUAUAAUAUACAUGAGUACCUAUGUACAAAAAUAUAUACGAUUUGUCGAGUACAACG
This is a messenger RNA of Pogonomyrmex barbatus (red harvester ant), 1526 nucleotides long. It is a transcript of the gene GILT1, whose product is annotated as Gamma-interferon-inducible lysosomal thiol reductase 1. The record is from RefSeq and is a predicted model, not a curated record. Gene Ontology annotation, molecular function: oxidoreductase activity, acting on a sulfur group of donors, disulfide as acceptor. Lineage: Eukaryota; Metazoa; Arthropoda; Insecta; Hymenoptera; Formicidae.